AGAGCCACGCGAAUCCGCCCAAACACAUUUCGAGCCUCGUAUCCCUUUAAGAAGACUCGGUGUGAUCCUAAUAGAAGCUCCUUAAUAGAGCCCUUUUGGCAGGGAAACCCAAAGCAUUACACUCUCAAGUUCUUCCCAGGGGGAAACUGGGAAUAGCAGGGAAAGAAACCCUUCGGAGGAAUGUGUAGGGUUAAAAAAUACUAAAACACCAAACUACAGUUCCCAGAAACCCAUGCACAGGAAAUGAUGGAAGAAUAUGGUGUGAAUCCGGGUUUGCUGGUGGAAGAGCUCUGAUGAACUCCUCAGAGGCCAUGAACUUCUUGGAGGGGGGCAGCUUGGCUGAAGAGUUUCUGCGCAUUGAACGAGAGCAAAUGGUCCGCCUGGGGGACCUCACCUUCCCAGAGUCAGUUCGAUAUGUUUACAAGCCUCUGGAUUAUGCCUGGGAGCCACACCAAGAUUAUGUGCAUCGAUACUGCCGGUCUCCUAAGGAGGUGCUCUUUCUUGGCAUGAACCCUGGACCUUUUGGUAUGGCACAGACUGGGGUGCCAUUUGGAGCAGUGCAGCCUGUCCGAGACUGGCUCCAGGUACGUGGAGAGGUUUCUAGGCCGGCAUGUGAGCACCCCAAGAGACCCAUCCGGGGCCUGGAGUGCCCCCAGACCGAGGUUAGUGGAGCCCGCUUUUGGGGUUUCUUCCGCUCCCUGUGUGCCAGUCCUGAUGUCUUCUUCCGCCGCUGUUUUGUUCACAACCACUGCCCAUUGCUUUUCGUCAGCGAGAGUGGGCGCAACCUGACUCCGGCAGACCUGCCAGCAGCCCAGCGGGAACAGCUCUUGCAGGUCUGCGAUGAUGCGCUGUGCAAAACGGUGAAGCUAUUGGGCAUUGUGAUGGUCAUUGGUGUGGGACGGUUUGCGGAACAGCGGGCCCGCAAGGCCCUGGCGGCCUCUGGUAUCACCGUGCGGGUUGAGGGAGUGAUGCACCCAUCACCUCGCAAUCCACAGGCUAAUAAGGGCUGGGAUGCUAUCAUGAGAGCAAAACUGGAGGAGCUUGGUGUGAUGCCUCUCAUCACAGGCUGAUCUGCUGAUGGGACCAAGACGCAGUAAAGAAUCCUGUGCUAUUUCUUCCUCGUCCUUUGGGUGUCAUGGCUUCUGGAUAUGCCAGUAACAGAGAAGCUGCUAGCCUUGGGUUAAGACAUUACAAGCAGAGCUGGACAAAGUUAUGAUCUUUAGGCUAUGAGGGCCUGAAGGAUUCCAGGGUCAACAGACCAAAGAAGGAACUUUUUGAAGCUCUGCAUACAGACGAUUCUACUAUGGACACUAUACCCGUCUUCUGCAUACACUACUCUUGUUUGCAGUCCUAGACUGACUUAUAAUUCACUUUUUAAGAUUCUUCUGGAGCCCAGUGGUGAGACAUUUUCUGGACUUGGUCUCUGUCUAUUUUCAUGUGUUUUGGUGCUAAAACUUCUUCAAGGUGAUGCAUAACAGCUCAUGCACUUGCUCUUUUCAAUUGAAUUAUUUUGUCUAUUGUUGAAUUCUUCAUGGUCAAUGCAUAGUCAUGUUGAAUUGUGAAUGUUUCAACAAUAUGUUGGCUAACAUAUGUGGACUUGGUCUCUGUCUAUUUUCAUGUGUUUUGGUGCUAAAACUUCUUCAAGGUGAUGCAUAAGAGCUCAUGCAGUUGCUCUUUUCAAUUGAAUUAUUUUGUCUAUUGUUGAAUUCCUCAUGGUCAAUGCAUAGUCAUGUUGAAUUGUGAAUGUUUCAACAAUAUGUUGGCUAACGUAUUUGGGGAGGGGGGCUUUUCAAUGUGUGAAGCAGCCUAUAUAGUCAAACCUUUGAUUCUUUUGGCCCAGUAUUGUCUGCUCUAACUGCCAAUAGCUCUCUAAGGCCCAUCCAAGGGCACAUCUACACCGACUUGUUAUCCUGAAAGCAGAGUGUAAUCACUUCCAUAGCAACUGCAUGUUGCUAUUGCUGCAGUUCCAGCUGUCUGUAACUAGGAAUGACCAACCUGUUUGAAGAUGGCUAUAAGAUAAUCUGAAGCAACACUGUUGGUUCAUGUCAUUGUUUCUUCAUCUAGGAACUGGGCUUCCCCUAAAAUCCAGUGGUUCUCAUUUUGAUCAUGUACAUGUGUUGGACUUCAGCUCCUAGAGCCCUAACAAGCAUUUCUAAUGGUAGACAAUGUUGGGAAUUGAAGUUCUAUAUAUCACCAUCUGGAGAGCCAAAGGUUGAGAUCCCCUGUCACAACUGAUUGAGAAGUGGAGCAUUAGACCAAAACUGAAUUGAGGAUUCCUGUCUAUAUCCAAGGGGAAAAGCUGGUAUCAGUGCACUGUUCUACUAACAGUAUUUGAACAAUGAUGGACUAAAUGCUGGAUCUCAUUAUAAUGACCACUUUGUUCCUUAACAGGGCCACUGAACCAACUUGUGCAAGUUGGGAACAUUGAGAGUAUGGAUCACAUUAAUCUAUAUUCCAGACUUUGACAUGUUCAGAAAAAGUUCUGUCCGCCUAUCUAAUCUCCAUUUACCACACAACCUCAGACUUUUAAGUGGCAGCUGGGAGCUUGUGAUACUCCAGAUGUUUUGGAUUUCAACUCCCAGAAAGUCAAUGUAGGGGAUUUAUUUUUAACACUGGUUAUGUUGGCUGGAGCUUUAUUAUUGGUGGUUUAAAGACAUUGCCUGAUGCCAUUAUUUUAUUUGUUCCUCACAACAUAGACGGGAGUGACUUUGUGUGACAAGAGAGCUGCUCUCAAGUAGAAUGGAGAAGAAUGGAUUAGUUGACCAAAUCAGUGGUCUUAUCUGGAAUAAAACAGCUUAAUCUAUUGAAAGAUGUAGCUCGCUAGCUACUGUUCAAAUGUAGUUCAGCUGAUGUUACUAUGAUCUGUUUUUUUUAAUGGGGCAUUCAUUUUGGCUCCCUCACAUCACUGUGCCUACUUUAAUUAUGAAAAACAAGUGUGAGACUUGAAAAGUUGGGGCCUUUUCUAACAGCAUUUGUAAAAUUUGUCACAAUUGAAACUGAAACUGAGGUUGGGGGAUUUCUUUAUGGGAAUAAAGAUCCGGCCAGCCUGCAGUUUAAUGACAGAAUACUAUCAUGAGAUCAGCAUUCUGAUUUGCAAAAAUGGGGCAAUUUCCUUACUUUUCUUCAGGAUUAUGUGUCUAGUGUGUCCUUGUGAUGCAGAAUAUUAGUGUUCUGUGAUAAGAAAAUUAUCCCCUUCCCCCACCAUGAUGGCAAAAAGAAAAAGAUGAAAUAUAACUGUUGUGAACAAUGGGUAUUCUAGAUUGGGUUAUUAAAUUGUAUGCUAUUACACACUCAAGAAAAGUAAAACUGUGCCUAUUCUUUCAUGUUCUCAAAAAUGUGUUAAUAAAUAAUUUUUAUUAUUUUGUUAAAAUUUCAUGUGCAAAAAGAAAGUAUGUUAUGUAAACAUUUUUGUGUACAAAAGUAUUCUUCUUUGCAGAAGACAAUGUUUAUGUGCAAAUGAAAAUUCUGCAAAAAAAACCAUCUGAGAAAUGUACAAAAACCUUUAUGAAGUGUCAAGAUGUGUAAAGGUCCUCUUUCUUGUCAAGGACUGACAUCCGUUGUUGAUAACACUAUGUAACACAUUUUUUUGUUCCUGUGUUAUAAAUGUCGUUUCCUAAUUGGUUCUAUCAUAAAAACAUGGAAAAAGUUUAUUAAACUGCAAAGCUUUGUUUUUGCAGGACAUCCUGCAGCAUA
Molecule: messenger RNA, 3693 nt
Organism: Anolis carolinensis (green anole)
Lineage: Eukaryota; Metazoa; Chordata; Lepidosauria; Squamata; Anolidae
Gene: smug1
Product: single-strand-selective monofunctional uracil-DNA glycosylase 1
Exons: 3
Coding region: 294-1070 (258 amino acids)
Biological process (GO): base-excision repair
Molecular function (GO): single-strand selective uracil DNA N-glycosylase activity; oxidized pyrimidine nucleobase lesion DNA N-glycosylase activity
Source: RefSeq, a predicted model, not a curated record